ACCACACACUGUUUCUACUUUGAGCUUAAUUAGCCACGAUAUGGCAAUUACUAAUUCACAAUUUGCAAAUUGUUUCUUGAUUUCACUUAUUUUUCUAAUUGCAUUUGCUUCAAACCAUGCAAAUGGACAAGAACUCAAAGUAAGGUUUUAUCACAAAACAUGCCCUAAUGUUGAGUGGAUAGUGAAGGAAGUUGUUGAUGAUGUUAUAUCAAGAGUUCCUAGUCUUGCUGCUCCUUUGUUGAGAAUGCACUAUCAUGAUUGUUUUGUUAGGGGUUGUGAUGCAUCACUUCUGUUGGAUUCCCCAACAAAACAAGCUGAGAAGGAUUCAAUCCCAAAUUUAAGCCUUAGAGGAUUUCAAAUUAUUGAUAGAGUGAAGACUGCUCUUGAAAAAUCUUGCCCUGGAAUAGUUUCUUGUGCUGAUAUUGUUGCUCUAGUAGCUAGAGAUGUCACUGCUGCGGUGAAGGGACCAUUCUGGGAAGUUGAAACAGGGAGAAGAGAUGGAAGGGUGUCAAACAUAACAGAAGCCUUAUUUAAUUUGCCUCCACCUUUUGCAAACAUAACAGCUUUGAAACAAGAUUUCUUGCAGAGGGGAUUAAGUGUCAAGGACCUAGUUGUAUUAUCAGGUUCUCACACAAUUGGAAUAUCACAUUGCUCAUCAUUCAACAACCGUCUAUACAACUUCACUGGAAAAGGAGAUGCAGAUCCCUCUUUGGACCCAAACUACAUAAAAAUAUUGAAACUCAAAUGUUCACCAAAUGACCAAAAAACCAUAGUGGAAAUGGACCCUGGAAGUGUUAGGACAUUUGAUAAUUCUUAUUACUCACUUGUGGCUAAAAGAAGAGGACUAUUUACUUCUGAUUCUGCUUUACUUAAUGAUGAUGAAACUAAAGAUUAUCUCAAAAAACAAGCAUUUAAUCCAUAUGGUUCUACAUUUUUUAAGGACUUUGGUGAGUCUAUGGUGAAAAUGGGAAGGAUUCAAGUGCUCACUGGAAAUCAAGGUGAAAUUAGAAAAGUUUGCACAAGGGUCAACUAGCUAGAAAAGCAUCGUUUAUAUUUAUUUUUGAAGUGAUUAUGGCACGUCUAGUGGUCAACCAUAUAAUUUGUUUUCUUUUGAUUCUUUGAAUAAUGUGUUUGUCAUUUAGAAUUGAUGUAAGUUUGUU
Messenger RNA from Lycium ferocissimum, 1160 nucleotides. RefSeq names its product peroxidase 27-like. Gene Ontology annotation, molecular function: peroxidase activity; heme binding. The transcript has 4 exons. Gene Ontology annotation, biological process: hydrogen peroxide catabolic process; response to oxidative stress. Bases 41 to 1033 code for a protein of 330 amino acids. NCBI's taxonomy places the organism in Eukaryota, Viridiplantae, Streptophyta, Magnoliopsida, Solanales, Solanaceae. Gene Ontology annotation, cellular component: plasmodesma; plant-type cell wall. The record is from RefSeq and is a predicted model, not a curated record.